Molecule: messenger RNA, 438 nt
Organism: Peronospora matthiolae
Lineage: Eukaryota; Oomycota; Peronosporomycetes; Peronosporales; Peronosporaceae
Source: the annotation of a GenBank genome assembly
AUGUCCUCUGCCCAUGAUGCCACCACCAAGAUCUCCAUCGACAAGUUCGACGGCGACAACUACGCGACGUGGAGCCGCUACAUGCGUGGCGUGUUCCUGACCAAGUCGGCGUGGCACGUGGUGAACCGGGAGACCACCCCCACCUUCGCCGAUCCUCGCGCCAGUGACGACUACGUCAAGACGAACAACAUUGCGUUCGGCUUGAUGCUGCUGCACAUGAGCGCAGAUUAUCAUCACGUGGUUGAUGACUGUGAAGAGGCGUGGGUCGCGUGGGCGCGUUUGAAGACGCUGUACGGCGGGUCGCAGAAGGCUGGACGCAUCUACUUGAAGCGCCAGCUGUUCAGCAUGGAGAUGGCGGAAGGCGGCAAUGUGUUGCAUCAUUGCAAUGAGGUCCUCAACAUCAGCGCAAAGCUGGCUAGCAUCGGCGCCAAGAUGUAG